Molecule: messenger RNA, 2902 nt
Organism: Heteronotia binoei (common prickly gecko)
Lineage: Eukaryota; Metazoa; Chordata; Lepidosauria; Squamata; Gekkonidae
Product: zinc finger protein ZFP2-like
Exons: 6
Coding region: 187-2514 (775 amino acids)
Biological process (GO): regulation of transcription by RNA polymerase II
Molecular function (GO): DNA-binding transcription factor activity; RNA polymerase II cis-regulatory region sequence-specific DNA binding
Source: RefSeq, a predicted model, not a curated record
GCUAAGGGGGGCGUGGAAGGGGUUUGCAUUUGCAGGGCGAAGGAGGACUGCGGGAGCAGGGCUGCAAAGAAGUAGUAGCAGCCGCAAGAUCUUCGUGGGGGUCUCCGUAGAAAAGCCUCUCUUCUCGGCCAACUGAAUGAAGGCAUCUUUCCACAGAUGGAGGUGACUCAGUAGAAAAGGCAGGAAAUGGAAGAGCAGGACCCAGAAGGACCUGGGACUGGCAAGACAGCAAGCAAAGGCCCCCAUCCCACCCAAGGUGGGAGUGGGGUUGAAUUCUGGGAAAGAGUUGUACCAGAGACCCUGAGUACAGGCUCCAUCACCUCGGAUGUACAUUGCCAAUGCUUCCGGCAGCUCCACUAUCAUGAGGCCGAUGGGCCCCGAGAGGUUUGCAGCCAGCUCCAUGGACUUUGCAAUCAGUGGCUGAAGCCAGAGAAGCACACCAAGAAGCAGAUCCUGGACCUGGUGAUCCUGGAGCAGUUCCUGACUCUCCUGCCAGAAGAAAUGCAGUGCUGGGUCAGAGGAUGUGGACCGGAGACCAGUUCCCAGGCGGUGGCCCUGGCCGAAGGUUUCCUCCUGAGUCAAGCAGAGGAGAAGAGGCAGGCAGAACAGAUGUGGGCACCACCUGUAAAGAAAGAUGCUACAUUCCCUGAGGCGGAAGGAGCUUCCUUGGAGCAAGGGCAAAGGACGCAGACCAUGGGGCGUGCCCAAGAUACCCUCUCCUGUGGCAGUGAAGAGAUGCUGUUGAGCCGUCAUCUUUUCAGAGGUGUGGAAACGGCUGCUGCAUCUCCAGUCCAGGGUCCCUUUUCCUUGGAGGAGGUGUCCGUCUCUUUCACGGAGGCAGAGUGGGCCGUGUUGGAUCCAGGCCAAAGAGCUCUCUACACUGAAGUCAUGCUGGAGAACUAUGGGAACAUGGCCUCUCUGGAGGAUGAUCAGAGGAAUGAGGAGGGUGAGGAAAUUUAUCAACAAUUGACAAAUAGACUUAAUAAUGAAGACUUGAAAGGAAAUGCCAGAGAUGAAGGCAGACAUAAAAGGAAGAAAGACAGCCAUUUGGUUGAGAAGAGAGAUGGAAGAAAGCGUAAUGUACCUUUUUCAAAGCACAAUGUAAUGAAGAGAAGCAAAUCCAUUCCAUGUGGAAAGUACUUCAAAUAUAGAUCACAGCUUCUUGUGAACCAGAGAAUACACAGAGGGGAGAGACUUUCAGAAUAUGGAAAUAAAUUCGGGUGGAGUAGCAAACCUCAACAGCAAGGAGCACACAAAGAGGAUAAACGUUUUGAAUGUUUGGAGUGUGGAAAGAGAUUCAGUCGCAGUCGCAGUCUUCAAGAGCAUCAAAGGACCCACACAGGGGAGAAACCAUUUGAAUGCUUAGUGUGUGGAAAGAGAUUAAGGACAAGUAGCAAUUUUCAGUCACACCGAAGAACACAUACAGGAGAGAAACCUUUUGAAUGCACAAAUUGUGGAAAGAAAUUCAGUGUGAGGGGAACUCUCCGAAAGCAUCAGAGAACCCACACCGGAGAAAAACCUUUUGAAUGCAAAGAGUGUGGAAAGAGAUUCAGUCAGAGUGGUGCUCUUCAACAGCAUCAAAGAACCCACACGGGAGAAAAACCUUUUGAAUGCUCAGAGUGUGGAAGGAGAUUCAGUAACAGUAGCAAUCUUCAUGUGCACCAAAGAACCCACACAGGAGAGAAACCUUUUGAAUGCUCAGAGUGUGGAAAAAGAUUCAGUCAGAGUGGCAGUCUUCAACUUCAUGAAACAACCCACACAGGGGAGAAACCUUUUGAAUGCUCAGAGUGUGGAAAGAGAUUCAGUUGGAGUGCCCAUCUUCUACAGCAUCAAAAAACCCACACAGAGGAGAAACCUUUUGAAAGUUUAGAGUCUGGAAAGAGAUUCAGUGAGAGUGGCCAUUUUCAAGAGCAUCAAGCAAUCCACACAGAAGAGAAACGUUUUGAAUGCUCAGAGUGUGGGAAGAGAUUCAGUCGCAGUGGCCAUCUUCGAGACCAUCAAAGAAUCCACACAGGGGAGAAACCUUUUGUAUGCUCAGAGUGUGGGAAAGGAUUCAGACAGAGUGGUGGUCUUCAUUGUCAUAAAAGAAUUCACACAGGGGAGAAACCUUUUGAAUGCAAAGAGUGUGGGAUGAGGUUCUGUCGCAGUGACAGUCUUCAAAGCCAUCAAAAAACCCACACAGGAGAGAAACCUUUUGCAUGCUCGGAGUGUGCAAAGAGAUUCAGUCACAGUGCCAGCCUUUUGCAGCAUCAAAGAACCCACACAGGGGAGAAGCCUUUUGAAUGUUCACAGUGUGGGAUGAGGUUCAGUCGCAGUAGCCAUCUUCAACGGCAUCUAAGAACCCACACAGGGGAGAAACCUUUUGUAUGCUCAGAGUGUGGGAAGAGGUUCAGUCACAGUCGCAGUCUCCAACAGCAUCAAAGAACCCACACAGUCAGAUUCAGUCAGAGUGGCAAUCUUCAACAGUAUCAAAGAACCCACACAGGGGAGAAACCUUUUGAAUGUUCAGAGUGAAGAAAGAAAUUGAGUUGAAAAAAAUAUGUUUCAAAAACUCAGGAGCUUGUAACAGGUUGUGCUUUUAACUUCACAGUGUAUUCUGGAUUCUACCACCACAGGUUACCCACAGAAAUAACACUUCCCGCCUUAACACUUUUUUGUUGUAUGCAGCGAUAGGUCCCUCUCCAAACCUCCGGGUGUUCAAAACAGUUAAAAGGAGAGAGGUUUUGGUCCCCGAAUAUUGUGCUUCACUUCUCCCCAAAGUAAUGAAUGGCAGUCAUUCAUGGAUAUAAUAGAAAGUCAAAGGACUGGAAGAUUAGAUUUUGGACUAAAUUUGUGGCCUGUUAAAAGGAGGGUAUUUUUUUUGUUGUUUCGGCAGUAAUAAAGAGGAGUAUAGAUGCAUGCA